Messenger RNA from Cuscuta epithymum, 1537 nucleotides. The record is from the annotation of a GenBank genome assembly. Lineage: Eukaryota; Viridiplantae; Streptophyta; Magnoliopsida; Solanales; Convolvulaceae.
AGAAUGGCUAGAACUUGGUGACCUACGUGUGGAACUUGGACCCCUGCUCGGCUUCAUUUCAGAUCCGGCGGCAUCUGACUCUCUUCUGAUUGACACUCAGCUCCUCUCAAAGUCAUCACUUUAUUCAUUUUAAUCACUGUUCGCACCCCUGCCCAAACACGCAGAGGUGUGUUUAGAGAGAGAGAGAGAUAGGGAUGGAUGCUCUGAGGAAGCAAGCCAGCAAGCUAAAAGAACAAGUUGCCAAACAGCAACAGGCGGUAAUAAAGCAAUUCAGUACGAGUGGCUAUGAAAGCUCAGAUGUGAUGGUUAUUGAUGAGGUUGAGAUGCAAGUGCACCAACAGUUGGAAAAACUGUAUCGAUCUACCCGUACUGGAAGGGAAUUCCAGAAAGACAUUGUCAAGGCAGCUGAAAUAUUUACAGCCAUUGGUUAUAAGCAUAUAGAAGCAGGAACCAAGCUGUCUGAAGAUUGCUGCAAGUACAGCAUUGAAAAUGUCAACGAUGAAGUUCUAUCUAAAGCUGCAUCUAUCUACGGUGAUGCUCGUAAUCAUGUGGAGAAGGAGGUUGAAGACCUGAAUAGAUUAUUGUUUAAUCAGGUUCUAGAACCUUUGAGAGCAAUGAUAAAUGGAACUCCUCUAGAAGAUGCUCGUCAUCUUGCUCAACGUUACAGUCGCAUGAGGCAAGAAGCAGAGGCUCAGGCAGCGGAAGUUUCUAGAAGACAUGCACGGGUAAGAGAAGCUCCAAUUCCAGAACAUGUGACAAAACUGCAUGCAGCAGAAUCUAAGAUGCAGGAACUGAGGGCAAAUAUGGCAGUACUAGGCAAAGAAGCAGCGGUGGCAUUGUCUGCUGUUGAAUCACAGCAGCAGAGGCUUACGUUUCAGAGGCUUUUAGCUAUGGUUGAAGGAGAGAGGCAAUACCAUGAAAGGGUUGCUGUUAUUCUAGGCAAUAUUGAAGCUGAGAUGGUCUCAGAGAAACAAAGGAAAGAGGGUAAUCCUCCUGUUGUAGCACGUCCCAUAAACCCAAUAGUUCACUUUUCAGAGAAAACAAAAUACUUUUUGGCUGAGGCAAUUCAUACUUUUGAAGGUGAAUCGGAGAAGGAAUUGAGCUUGUCAAAGGGAGAUUAUGUUGUAGUUCGGAAGGUGACAUCAUCAGGAUGGUCAGAAGGAGAGUGUCAAGGUAGGGCAGGUUGGUUUCCCUCUGGAUAUGUAGAGAAACGCCAGAGAGUGCCUACCAACUAUACAGCAGCUGAAGUCUACUGAGAGAUAUGAAUGAGAGAAUUCAUUCACUUUGUGGCCUACUCCGUAUAAAAGUUGUACCCUCCGAAUGAUUUGAAGUUACAUUCAUUAAUAUAACACCUUUUCCUUGCAUGUGUUUUGAUUUUAUGCUUUUGUUUUAAUAAUGAUAAGAGUAAUGAGCAAGAUAUAGUCAUAAAACGUCCUCUGGGCUCUAGCGAAUGUAAAUUUAGGGCUACGACUGAUUUUUUGAACGAGCAGUAAAAAUUAGUUGUGGAUCCGGGUAGACACGGUCCCAGAAAGGCAGA